AUGCAGCUGUUGAAUAGGUUUGUCCUCGCACUCCUGACAGUUGUGUUGAAUAUGUGCUACGGAAUGCCAAGCUACAGUAAUAUGGGUGUCUUUAAGAGAUCUCUCUGUAAGUUUUUUGUAAUUUUGAUAAUAUUUUAAUUUGCAUCGUUAAUGUAAAGAAAGUUCUUGUCAUUUUCAGAUUUGUAAAGAAAGUUCUUGCCAUUUUUUGGUUUGUAAAGAAAGUUCUUGCCAUUUUAGGAUUUGUAAAGAAAGUUCUUGCUAUUUCAAGAUUUGUAAAGAAAGUUCAUUCCAUUUCAAGAUUUGUAAAGAAAGUUCUUGCUAUUUUUGGUUUGUAACGAAAGUUUUUCAGCUACCCAAUCAAUAAUGAACAAAUGGGCAGGAGUGAUGCGACCUAACAUGUUUAUGGACGUGAGAAACGAUGACUAUUUAUCAGAUAUGCUGGAUCAAUUUCGAAGUGAACAAGAUUAA
Messenger RNA from Bursaphelenchus okinawaensis, 468 nucleotides. NCBI's taxonomy places the organism in Eukaryota, Metazoa, Nematoda, Chromadorea, Rhabditida, Aphelenchoididae. The record is from the annotation of a GenBank genome assembly.